AUGUCCACAACCAAUUCCCUUUCUUCAUCUUCAUUUCGAUUAUUCACAUCCAAAUUCCCUCUUUCCUUCUUCAACAAAAAUACCUCACCUUUCGUCAUCACACCAAAAAACAUCCUCUUCUCUUUCAAACCCAUCACCUUCCAAUCACUCCCAACAAAACCAUUACCAUCAUCUUCAUCGUCAUCAACUUCCCUUCAACCUAUUGAAGAACUCCCUCCAAAGCUUCAAGAAAUCGUUAACCUAUUCCAAUCCGUACAAGAACCCAAAUCUAAAUACGAACAGCUUCUCUUCUACGGCAAAAACCUCAAACCCCUCGAACCCCAAUUCAAAACAAAAGACAACAAAGUCGAAGGUUGUGUUUCUCAGGUUUGGGUCCGAGCCUACUUGGACAGUGACAAAAACGUUGUAUACGAAGCUGAUUCCGAUUCUGUUCUCACCAAAGGUCUCGCUGCUUUGCUAGUUCAAGGCUUUUCGGGUCGACCCGUUAACGAAAUCAUUCGGGUCACGCCCGAUUUCGUUGUGCUUCUCGGGUUGAAACAGAGUUUAACACCUUCUAGAAAUAAUGGGUUUUUAAAUAUGCUUAAAUUGAUGCAGAAAAAAGCACUUUUGCUUUAUGUUGAAGAUGAGAAAAAGGUUCUGAUUUUGAUGAUGAGAAUGUUGAAUUGGGAGGGAGAGGGAAGAGGAUUAAGGAGAAGCUUGAAGAGGAGCUUUUUCCUAUUGAAUUGGAAGUUGAAGAUGUGUCUUAUCAACAUGCUGGACAUGCUGGUGUUAGAGGGAGUGAUGGUGAGACACAUUUCAAUGUUCAAGUUGUUUCUGAAGAGUUUGAAGGGAAGAGUUUGGUUAAGAGGCAUAGGCUUAUUUAUAAUCUGCUUCAAGAUGAGUUGGAUUCUGGACUUCAUGCUUUGUCGAUUGUCGCUAAGACGCCUUCUGAAGUUUAAUGCAAAGGAAGAGAGGGUUCUUGACAACCUGAAGGAUUAUGCUGUAAGAGCCCUUGUGAAUGCUGUUGAUCAUCUUGGAACUGUUGCAUACAAGUUAACUGACCUUCUUGAGCAGCACACAUUGGAUGUCUCAACCAUGGAUUUGAAGGUCUCUACUAUAAAUCAGAAACUUCUUACGUGCCAAAUUUACACGCAUAAAGAAGGUCUUCGGCAGCAGCAGUUGUUGGCUUUCAUUCCCAGACAUCAUAAGCACUAUAUUUUGCCAAAUUCUGUCAAUAAAAAGGUACAUUUCAGUCCACACAUACAGAUUGAUGCAAAACAGAAUUCAUUUCAAACCAGAACUCGUUUUCAAUCUUCAGGUGCCCCUCCAGCAAAAACUCUUUCAUGGCAUUUAGCAUCAGAGACUAAGUCUACAUUGAAAGGGACUCCGCAUGCUUCCCCAAACAUCGAGAACCCAAAGUUUUCUGCCAAGGCCUCUGGAUUUUUCCACCUUUUAGAUAAUGAAGAGAGCACCUGGAUGAAAUCCUCACCAGCACAAAUUCACUUAACGAAUGGAGUUCCUACUUCUAGAAUAAGUCAAGUUUACAUUGAGAAACUUCGGUGGGGGAUGACUGGUCAUGUUCCAAUUGCAUAUGCAUCACAUAAAAUAAAAGAACUUUCAACUGAGAUUUUUAAUUCAGGUUACAAUGUCACUAAAUGA
Molecule: messenger RNA, 1638 nt
Organism: Cicer arietinum (chickpea)
Lineage: Eukaryota; Viridiplantae; Streptophyta; Magnoliopsida; Fabales; Fabaceae
Source: RefSeq, a predicted model, not a curated record